AUGUCCGCAUUUGCUGGCGCCCAAGGCUACGAGGCGCUGAGCUCCGCGCAGCAACGGGACCGGGCGGUCGGCAGCCAUGCCGAGAAUGGCUUUGCCCGCACGCCGUGCGCGCCGCCGCCGCACCUGUGCGUCGUCGUGUCGGUGCCGGCGCAGAGCAGCAACAACGCCGGGUUCCGCGGCCGCCUGCACGACGUGAGCGCCGCGUACCAGCACGCCGUGCACCACGCGCCCCUCGGCGGCAGCGACGUCAUCGGCGACGCGCUGAUGGGCAGCCGGCUCUACGCGAUCCGCCUCGGCACCAUGGCCCAGACGAUUGAGGGCCUGCGCAGCGAGGAGGCGCGGUAUACCGUGCAAGGCAGCGACGAGGGUGGUGCGGCUACCCUUGCCCUGCAGCGGCUGAGCGAUCAUGAAAGCAUCACCAUAUCCCAGCAAGUUACCAACGGCAAAGGAAACAGCGACUUGUCAGACGCCACAGACGACUACAGCUUGGUCGUCGGCCGCCAGACCGUUGCGGUCACGGCGUCGUUUCCCGUCCCAGACAGCGUGUCCAGCGCCGGCAGCAGCCAGCACCCCUUUUACACGUUUACCUGGGGUGGUGGAGAAGAAGACGCCCCGGCGACGACGACGACGCUGCAGUGGCAGAUCCAGCCCCUCGGAACCGGGCCCCUGAGGUAUACCCUUGUGCGAAUCGACGCGGCGGGCGGCGGCGCCGAGGAUGCGUCGUCUCCCGCACCGGAGAGCAUCCGAGCCAUCUACCACCACACGGGCCAGGCCCCCUCGCUCUCGCUGUGCAGCGGCCAGGGCGUGCUUCUUUUGCCGGAAGACGGCGGUCGUCUGACCGAGGCCGUCAUUGUCGCCAGUCUGCUCGGUCUGCUGUGGAGGGUUCGCGCCAUGCAGGUCAAGCCGCUGGCCGCCGCCGCGUCUGCAGAGACGGAGAAGAAAUCAAUCUUGCGCCGCCUGUUUUAG
Molecule: messenger RNA, 966 nt
Organism: Cordyceps militaris CM01
Lineage: Eukaryota; Fungi; Ascomycota; Sordariomycetes; Hypocreales; Cordycipitaceae
Exons: 2
Coding region: 1-966 (321 amino acids)
Source: RefSeq, a predicted model, not a curated record